Messenger RNA from Magnusiomyces paraingens, 3537 nucleotides. RefSeq lists its product as uncharacterized. Lineage: Eukaryota; Fungi; Ascomycota; Dipodascomycetes; Dipodascales; Dipodascaceae. The transcript has a single exon. The coding region runs from base 1 to 3537 and encodes 1178 amino acids. The record is from RefSeq and is a predicted model, not a curated record.
AUGAUAUCAUCACCUCUCUUAUUAGAACCUUCAAGUCAAAGAACAAGAUCUCUCAGUAUCAGUCCAUCAGUAUCUCUACUAAACCCUGGGAAUUUAUUACUAUCUCCACAAACUACUGCACAAUCUGGUCACUCUUCGGUUUCCUCCGGAGCUCCAAGCACAGCCUCUGCUAUUACUACUACUAUUACCGAUGACUUUGAUAUUACUCCAUACUGUAUAGGAACUCCUCAUACCAUUGGUACAUCAUCAUCUGGAACUAUCCAACUUCAAGUUUCACUCCAAGAAGAGGUCAUCUACCUACCAUGUCCAGAAGCAAAUGGACCUUCUUCUUAUCGUGAACACGAUAAUGGUAUCACUGCAGACCCCUUUUCAAGCAACACUCCACCAGUCAAUGACCCUCUCAAUGAAAAUUACUCACCUUCAUCUUCUUUCACAAAUACUCCUGAUAUGACAAGUAACGUUGUUGCUGCUGCUACCGCUGCUGCUGCUGCUGCUGCUGCUGCCGCCGCCACAUCCUCAAAUACCCCAUCGUUAAAUCCAGUAAACACUGCUUCAAGCCACAACAGCCACAAUCCUUCAGACCACCACCACCAUAAUAACAACAACAAUAACAACGACCAUUCAGCCAGAUCAAGAUCAUCUCAUAGAACUUGGCUGGGAAGACGUCACCAUGAAAGCCCAUCAAGUAGUCCAAGUAGUAGAACUUCUUCUACAGAUUCAAAUACCCGAAGUCAAAGUCCUCCUCAAAGUACUGCUACUACUACUACUACUACUACUGCUGCUGCUGGUACUACACAACAACAACAACACCACACACACCCUAGCAGACACGUGACAAACCUCAUCAACUCGGCUCUACCACCCGAUUCGGGUCCCGGCGACAUGCAGCCUGCCAUCUUACGCGGGUCACUUGUCAUGAAACUUUCCAAACCAACAAAAAUCAAGGACAUUUCUCUGCGUUUCUAUGGCAAGUCCAAGUCUAACUGGCUGGAAUCAAACUAUUCUAAAGAUCUUGGCGUCACCCUCCCACACGGCCCGGAGUUUCAAGACGAAGUAUUGGUGAACUCGCACACGUGGGAUUUUGUCCCUAAUAAUGCAGAUGCAACCGCCCAUCCAUCUUCAAUUGUUAAUCUCGACGGCGUCUCUGUCGUCACUUCUGAUUUGCUGGGUGCAGAUGUUGCCUACAUUCGGCCUGGAGCGUCUUCUUCUUCUUCUUCUGGUAAUCUCUCACCUGGACUUAAUUUUAAAACUCCUCUGCCCACCCCUGAGCCUUCAAAUCGCAGACGCACCUCGGUCUCCAGUAUGGAUAUCUUAAGUGAUAAUGAUGGUGAUUAUGAUGAUGACGGGGAUGAUGAAGACAUUUAUAGCGCACCACAUCACAAUCAUCACAAUCAUCACCAUCAUAAUCAUCAUCAUCAUCACCAACAUCACAACCAACGCAGAUCUUCUGAACCACAACUCCUCUCCCUAAAUCAUGUCCCCUUUUUUACUCCCCUUUACUUUAACCCACCAAACUCAGGGAAACAAUCAGAUAAUCAAGCACUACUUUCCCCAUCAUUUAAUCCAGUCCACGGAACAUCGGCAACUACAUACCCUGCAGGCCAAUAUGUUUUCCACUUCACCUUAGCAAUAGAUCCACGCACUGCUGAAACCAUCCGCUGUCCCAACGGGACAAUCCGUUACUAUCUUGUCGCCCGCAUCAAUCGCGCAAGCCGCUUUAGCUUUGCCACCACAGGUCACCGUGAAGUGACUCUUGUGCGCAGCCCCCCUGACUCUUUUGACUCCACAGUCGACUCUCCUAUUGCCAUCUCCCGUGACUGGGAUAACCGACUGCACUAUGAAAUUAUGUGCCCUAAAAAAUACAUUCCUCUUGGCACUUCCAUACCCCUCUCCAUUAAACUCACACCCAUCGAUAAAGUCCAAGUCCAUAGAGUUAGAGUCCAAGUUAUUGAGGUAGUCAACUACAUUUGCGCAAAGUCAGACUUGCUCCAGCACGUGGAACCAAUCCGUAAAGUCACACUAUUUCAACAAAGAGCCCCCUCAACUGAACCUAAGGAACCUAAACCUUUGCAGCCAGUCACUUCCACGUCUUCCUCACUUGACAAGAAUAAGAAAAAAUCUAACUUGACUCCAGGUAACCUUCUCAACUACCUCAAAAGCCCCACUGCUAGUACAAGUACUAAACACGCUCCUUCCUCAACUAAUACUAACAACCAAUCAAACUCUCUCAUCAACACUACAUCCGACCUCAAUAGUGACCUUGGAGAGCUCCUCUCAGCAACUACAGAAAUCUCAUGUACUCUUCCCUUUGUCUCCCGCGAAGACAACUGGGACUCAGUAGCUUCCCACCAUUUCAUCUCACCACCCCCAGACAGCAAGUACUUUCAGUUCUUGCGCCCAGAUGCAAUCCAUAACCCCUUCAUCCAUGUCCGUCACCGUCUCCACGUCUCUUUUAGACUCUCCAAGAAAGACUCCCAGGACUCAAAGAGACGCUACUUUGAGGUUCUCAUUGAUACUCCCAUCCACUUUUUGUCCAAGUACUGCAAGUCGGAAAGUAUCGAUCUGCCUUUAUACGAAGAAGGAAACCAAAUGACUCAGCAGCAACAGUUCCAGUACCACCAACAGCUCCUGCUCCAGUACCAAAAUGAACUCCAACAAUAUUCCCAUGGCACAGAUGCAAGCUCUUCUGCUAUUAAUAUCCCCCGCGCCUACGCUUCGGGCGAAAUCGGGUCGCCUUUGGUUCGCGUGGUUUCUUCAGAUACCUCCCACUCUCCAACCUAUGAAGGGUUCAGCCAGUUUGACACUCCACCAACCCUCCCACCUUCCUUUGAUGAUGCUCUUGCCGACCCCCUAUUGUCAGCUCCUGGGUCACCACUCCCACCAAAUCGACAACAGCCUCUUACUAUCACAGGUAGCCCUCUAAGCAGCUCCCCUAGCUCAGAUACUGGCACUAUCCGCUCGGUCCCUCCGUUAUCAAACGAAAGCAGAGCGUCGCUUGCAUCUUCAGUAGUUCCAACAGAGCCUCGCGCAAUAACGCCUCCAGGAGCGACAGCUGCACCAACACAGACGCUGUCUGCUGCUGCUGCUGCUGCUGCUGCUCCUCCGCCAAACUAUGCAGACAUUAUGCGCGAAACUGUGCCGCUGCUACGUGAAAACUCAAACUCAAGUGGACUCAGCGGGGGGAGCAGCGCCAUGAGCAGCUUUAACCUGGCAGGACCUCCUUCUCCCAAUGUCAUUGCUCCCAUCUGUGAUUCCCCUGCACCUUCAAUCUUGUCAACAGUCAGCGCGGGCGUUGGCAUUGGUAUUCGGGCCCCCGUUCCUAACGCUGCAGUCUCUGCAACUCCUCUCUACGUCCACAACAAUCUCAGUACCAAUGGAAGCAGACUUCAAGUACACUCUAAUUACUUUGGCCGGAACGGACUCCUGAGCACGCGUGGCGAGGACUACACUGAAAGCGUGCAAGAUAGCGAUGAUGCUGAACGGCAAUUGUUUAUGGAAUCGAUGCAAUCCUCGAGGUUCAACACCCCAGGGUUUUAA